Messenger RNA from Brassica napus (rape), 582 nucleotides. RefSeq names its product probable L-type lectin-domain containing receptor kinase II.1. Gene Ontology annotation, molecular function: carbohydrate binding. Bases 1 to 582 code for a protein of 193 amino acids. The record is from RefSeq and is a predicted model, not a curated record. The transcript has a single exon. NCBI's taxonomy places the organism in Eukaryota, Viridiplantae, Streptophyta, Magnoliopsida, Brassicales, Brassicaceae.
AUGGCUGGAGUUAUGGGAUCACAUGGUAUCUGGAUGAUGAUAAUUAGUGUCCAUGUGAUGCUUUUAGUGUUAGCUCAAGACAAGGAUCCAUUUGUGCUGUAUGACUUCAGGGGAGCAAACCUUUAUCUUGAUGGAAUGGCAAAUAUCAACGAUAGUCGAUUGCAUCUUACAAAUGAUACUGAGACCAGCACUGGUCAUGCUAUGCUCAAAGUUCCUAUGAAUUUCACAGCGUCGUCUCCCAGUUCAUUUUCAUUUUCAACAGAGUUUGUCUUUGCAAUCUUCCCACUGCAGAAGCCUCCUUCCUACGGUCAAGGUAUGGCUUUUGUGGUAGCUUCUAAGAUAGACCUAAUGCCCAACGGCAUUGCAACUUCAGGUUUAGGGCUUUUCAGUUUAGAAAAUAAAAAUAAAACUGAAAAGCAGAUCCUAGCUGUAGAGUUUGACACAAAUAAAAGCUCUGAACCACUUGACGAAAGCGGAAACCAUGUAGGGAUUGAUAUUACUGCAUUGACCAGACGAAUUAUCUGGGAAGUCGUCUUGGCGAACAUCUGGAAAAACACUCGAUUUCAUACCUUAAAUUGGUGA